Cuscuta europaea is the source of this 2214-nucleotide messenger RNA. Lineage: Eukaryota; Viridiplantae; Streptophyta; Magnoliopsida; Solanales; Convolvulaceae. The record is from the annotation of a GenBank genome assembly.
AACCCACCAACUCCUUUUCCUUUCACGCAAGUCAGCAACUCCUCGCUCAGUCCCAACCGAAUCCGGAAGCUCCCUGCGUCCCAAGUCCCCAACCGAUUGUCCGAUUCCGAAGCCAGAAGCUCCCUGCGUCCCCUGCGGCUGCGGCCUCCCUCUCCCUGCCGAGUGCCGACCUGCGUCCCUGCGGGCUGCGGCCGAAGUCCGAACUGCCGAAGCGGCGAAGCCCAAGGAUGAAAAGAUAUUUUGACGUUGUACCCAAAUUUAAAGAAACUCAAAGUACCGGGAGUAGUUCGGGUGUUAAUUCAAAUGAUCCGCCAUUAGUAAAUGAAGAAUUGGAUCAAGUAAUUGCUGAAAGUGAAGCUAAUUUGGCUUAUAAUCUACCUGAACAACAUGAGGAUUUUGAAUCUUUGGAAGCUGAUCCUGGAUUGAGAAAAAGAAUUGCUGAUUUUCACCCUAAUGUUCAAGACGAGGUACGUCGUAGUUACAUUCAAAAAGGACCGUUUCAACCUCGGGACCAUGAUUUCCCUUUUAAGUUAAUUGGAGGCAAAAAACGUAGAUUUGUUUCAAGUUGGUUUGAUGAGCAUAAAUGGUUGGAAUACAGUAUUGCUAAAGAUGCUGCAUUUUGUUUGCCAUGUUAUUUGUUUAAGAAUGAGUGGGAAGUUGGGGGUGAUCAUUUUGUGGGAAUUGGGUUUUCAGCAUGGAAUAAAAAAGAUAGAUUCUAUUUACAUGUUGGUAAACCUAACAGUCCUCAUUACAAUGCGGUGAAAAGAUUGGAAGAUUUGAUGAACCAAAAACAAAGUAUUGGAGCAUGUUUUGUGAAACAAUCUGAACAAGCAAAGUCUGAUUACCUUAUUCGCUUGAAGGCAUCACUUGAGUGCACUAGAUUUCUUCUUUGUGGGGGUUUGCCAUUUCGGGGUCAUGACGAAUCAAUAGAGUCUAGUUAUAAAGGUCAUUUUCUUGAGACUUUAGAUCUUUUGAGACAACAUGAUUCUGAGAUAGAUAGAGUCCUAAAAAAUGCUCCACAAAACAAUCAGAUGACUUCACCCAAAAUUCAAAAGGACUUGUGUUAUGCUUGUGCAUUUCUAACUGUUCAUGAAAUUAUUAAGCAAAUGAGAUAGGGCAUCUUUGCUUAAAUUGGCAGAAUUUUAUCCAAAAGAGUUUUCUGACGUUGAUCAAAAGAUACUCGAGAAUCAGCUUGAGAAUUAUAUUUUAGAUGUCCGUUCUGAUAAUAGAUUUUCUGAUUUGAAUGGUUUAUUAGACCUUUCAAUUGAAAUGGUUUCCACGAAGAAGCAUCUCACAUAUCAGCACGUGUAUACACUUAUUAAGUUAUCUCUACUUCUCCCAGUAGCUACAGCAAGUGUUGAACGGGCGUUUUCAAGUAUGAAGUUUGUGAAGAAUGAGUUGCGCAACAAGAUCUGCGAUCAAUGGUUGAAUGAUUGCUUAGUUACAUAUGUUGAGAGAGAUGUUUUUGGUACUAUUAGUGAUGAUUCUAUUAUAGAAUAUUUCCAACAAAUGAAGUCUAGGAGAGUACAUCUAUAAAAAUGUUGAAUGACUUUUAUAUGUAAGUUUUUGCUUUAUAAUAUAUCUUAAUGUUUUGAUGGUGUACGUUAACUUUGAAGUGUUAUGCUUCUUUAAUAUUUUUUUAUUUAAUUAGAGAUCAAAGAUAUGUAAGGGUAGGGACCCCGUGGCUCCGACUUCCUGGGUCCGCCACUGGCUAUGAGGUUAUAAUAUAGUCUGGUGGUCAAUUUAUGUGGGAGAGAACCUGUGUGUUGUACAUGUGAUCAAUAUAUCAAAAUAUUUUCCCUGCCAAACAAUUUCUAGACUAUAAGUUUUCGUUCAUAGAAAUCCAAGAAAUUGAGCAGAGUCUGAUCAUCGGACAGUGGACAUGGCAUCCCAACUCCCAAGCAUAACUUGUUAGAAUGUUAGGUGACUAUUCUCACCUGACUUCUUUUCUACUGACUGAGGUUCCUGAUGUACUUUUUCCGCUAAAAACUGAUAUAGCAGAUUGGCUGAGAGGAGAAAUCGGGUCACCAUUUCUUUCCAUCUCUGGGUCGUCAAGGUCUGGGCAUGAACUAUCUAUCAUCCACCAAGUCACCUGGCAUAAUCAAGAAACCACCAGAGGAUGAUUGUUGUCUUUUUCACACUCAAAAUGUUUUUAUCCUCUCUCAAUGAAUGGCACUGAAUGAAAGAAUAAGUGUAAAGCUGAACAACUAGAAC